Messenger RNA from Habropoda laboriosa, 1242 nucleotides. It is a transcript of the gene dpr12, whose product is annotated as hemicentin-2. The transcript is spliced from 7 exons. The coding region runs from base 53 to 940 and encodes 295 amino acids. Gene Ontology annotation, cellular component: neuron projection membrane. Gene Ontology annotation, biological process: synapse organization. The record is from RefSeq and is a predicted model, not a curated record. Lineage: Eukaryota; Metazoa; Arthropoda; Insecta; Hymenoptera; Apidae.
CUAACCGUGUACCACAUCCCCGCGCUGAAAGAGGACUCGAAACCUCGCAAGGAUGCGGGACCGGCUAUCGUGGUACAUGGUCUUUCUGAUCCUGCCGACAAUUCUCCUGGCCAGGUCGCUCGAUAAAGACCGACGCGUACCGUACAACAUACCGUCGGACUGGAAAACAUUGUGGUUCAGCAAUCUGGAAGAACUGCAAAGAGUGAACGAAGCAAACGUCAACAACACCGUCUCAAACGUCACGGUACAGUUGGGCGGGACAGCUUUCUUGCAUUGCGAAGUUCGCAAUUUGGCAGACAGAACGGUGUCCGACGCUGAGAUAUCAUGGAUACGACGACGUGACUUUCAUGUCUUGACCAGCUCUACGUUCACGUACACGAACGACGAGCGGUUUCAAGUUUUGCAUCCCGAGGGCUCGAACAACUGGACACUUCAGAUCAAGUACGUUCAGGAGAGAGACAACGGGACGUACGAGUGUCAGGUCUCGAGGAGUACAGGGAUACUAUCACACUUUGUCAAUCUAAACAUAGUUAUACCAGAAGCAUUUAUAUUAGGGAGCGGCGAGCAUCACGUCGACGUAGGAUCCAUUAUAAAUCUCGUAUGCAUAAUAGAAAAGAGUCCAACACCGCCGCAGUAUGUUUUCUGGUAUCACAAUAAUCGAAUGAUAAAUUAUGAUACUACGCGGGGCAGCGUAACCGUACAAACUGAUCGCAACACGACUCAAAGUCGACUGACGAUUCAUCAAGCGGUGGAAUCGGACACAGGCAAUUAUACGUGCACCGCCUCAAAUACCAAGCCGGCAUCCAUCUAUGUCUUUGUCACAGAAGGUGACAAAAUGGCCGCCAUACAGCGCCGCAAGACGUCAGCCGCGGAGAGAAAUUUCUGUGAAUUGCUAGUACUAAUUGUCACCAUUGCGAUAGAAGCCGUUUUAACGCGAUAAGCGCGUUUCUCUUCGAUAUGUCCAUAAUUAUUAUACCGUUACUUCCGUUUGUGAUAGAUAGGCUACUAUUCUGCGAUUUUAACCCUCUAUUCACUAUCCUUCUUUCCCUUUGAAACUGGACAUCGUCAUGCCACCGCGUAACACCAUUUAUUUUACACCCACUACGUACAUUUGUUCUUCCUCGUGAGGGAUCCUUCGCAACACUUUGCUAUUUCAAUUUUUCCCAUAUCGUCCACGUAGAGUUCUCCCUUAUCUUUUUCUCUUUCUUUUUCUUUUUCUUCAUUUUCCGCCACGUUUAAUUA